This is a messenger RNA of Nerophis lumbriciformis (worm pipefish), 834 nucleotides long. Lineage: Eukaryota; Metazoa; Chordata; Actinopteri; Syngnathiformes; Syngnathidae. The record is from RefSeq and is a predicted model, not a curated record.
AUGGCCGACGACUACAGGCGACACGGCCUCGACUUGGAGAGAAGGAUAUUGGAGUUCGACGCCAAGUGUUCUGCUCUCAAAGCCGAGAAACAAGAUGAUGACUAUUUACAGAAUGCGUCUUUGAUACUGGACAAGUUGAAAAGCUAUUACAGACAAGGAGGGGAGAGCAGCAGCCUUUCCAAACUGCUUCAAGAUUACACACAGGUUAUCCUAGAUAUUACGUUUUAUGAGGAAAACAAACUGGUGGAUCAAGGGUUUCCGGAGGAAUGUUCACCAUAUAAAAUCCAGCAGCUCCUGCAAGAUCUGACUGAGCCAGAAGUUCUGGUCGGGAGACUAGCACCAUCUCAAGAGGUGCAAGCUGUUUUGGGCCUGGAGCUGUUAGAAUGCCUUUAUUGGAGACGUGGUGCGCUACUCUACAUGUACUGCCACACCCUUCACCAACGGAAGCAAUGGAUCAAGGAAAACAAAGAGACGUUCCUCAAGUGUAUCCAAGAAGGAGUGCGCUAUCUCAUGAGGAUGCUGCAGGUGAGGAACUCGGUGAAGCUCAAUGAUGGGGUUGUGCUCCAUGACACCACCACUGCAGGCUUCCUCUCCGAAGGCAUUUUCUCAGACACGCACCUGUUGACCAUGAUGUACAUUGGAGAAAUGUGCUUCUGGGCGGUGAAGUACGAAGACUACAGCGGUGACAGUAUGGAUUGUAAAGAAGAUCGCCUCCAGUUUAGGGACAUUGGCACGCAGAUCCUCAACAAGUAUGUGCUCGCCUGCGAGGGCCCGCUGCAGGCCCAGGGCUGGAACACGGAGAACGCCAAGGAGAUCCUCAGUGUUUUACAGUGA